This is a messenger RNA of Pieris macdunnoughi, 1152 nucleotides long. The record is from the annotation of a GenBank genome assembly. Lineage: Eukaryota; Metazoa; Arthropoda; Insecta; Lepidoptera; Pieridae.
AUGGCUAAUGACAAAAUAAAGUGUGUUAUAUGUAAAGGACAUAACGAUAAUUUAAUACUUUUCGAGGGUGAUAAACUAAAAAAAUGUCAGCAAGUUUUAAGUGUACGUGUGAAACAUAAAUUAAAGUACAGUGACAUUGAGCUGCCCACACAAAUUAAUAAGACAGAUGGAUAUCAUAGACAGUGUUAUAGUAGUUUUACUGCUUUAAUGGCAAAAUACCGUGAUACAUCAUCAGAAACAGAUUAUGCCAGUAACUUCACUUCACCCACUUUGUCACCAAGUAUUAUAGUAGAUAUUAGUGAAAAUGCUGCUUCAAAUUUAGAUAGUCAGACAACGUUAGAAUAUGUUGCUUACAGCGAAACUAAUGCUUUUAAUGAAAUUCCUAAUACUAAUAUUGAAGAUGUUGGAAAAGAUCGACAACUCAAAAAUGUUUGUUUUUUUUGUGAUAAAGAGCGUAAACAGAAUAAGGGUAAACAACAAAAUCUUCAUUCCUCACCCGAUGCAAAGCUUUAUGACAAAAUCAUUGACUGGAUGGAAAAACUUAAUAAUAAAGAAUUAUUACAGAAAAUUAAUCGUCUUAAAUCUGAAAAUAAAACAAUUUUUUAUCAUCAUUUAUGUGAAUUAAAUUAUUUAAAUGAUUAUAAUAAAAUAGUUUCAGACAUUCGACAUACUUCUUGGCAUAAAAAUCGCAAUAUUCAUAAAGAUAUUUUUAAUCAUAUUGUAUCAACGGUAGAAGAAGAAGUAAUGCAAAAAAAAAAAUGUGUAUUUUUAUCAUCUCUCUGUGAUACGUACAAUAAUUAUUUGGAAUAUGAGCAGAAACUAGAGCCUCAGUCAGAUAUUAGUUUAAUAACUAAUCAUUAUCUUGAAGAAAAAAUACAAAAACAUUUUAAGAAAAGUAUUAAAUUUAUAUCGAAGCAAAACAAAAUAAUUAUCAUUCAUAAAGAUUGCAGCUUACUAGAAAAUGAUUUCACAAAACUUGAAGAAGACAACUUAAUUGAUAAAGUUGCAUUAACCUUGCGAAAUGCUAUUUUAAAAAUUGAAAAAUCAAAAUUACCAUCGAAAAUUAAAACAAACGACUUAAUUACUGGUGAAUGCGUGAUUCCUGAUAAAUUAAAUCGAUUCUUCAAAGUAUUGAUGGGGGUAAAGAUAUAA